This is a messenger RNA of Pestalotiopsis fici W106-1, 243 nucleotides long. RefSeq lists its product as uncharacterized. The transcript has a single exon. The coding region runs from base 1 to 243 and encodes 80 amino acids. The record is from RefSeq and is a predicted model, not a curated record. Lineage: Eukaryota; Fungi; Ascomycota; Sordariomycetes; Amphisphaeriales; Sporocadaceae.
AUGUGCAAAUACUACGCCCACGCCUUUAGCUGCAAGCACAUGUCCUUUACCUUUGCCCGGUUCUGCAACCCAGCCUCGUUUACUCAGACCCCUUGCGACAAGCGCACCAUUUGGCACACCAUUGGCCUCGAGGAGGCCUGCGAUGAGUGCCAGAUCUGGUGUCCCGACAAGUGCCCGCCGCCGCCGCCCGUCGUCAAGGUCCGCCGCGGCGGCGGCGGCGGCGUCAAGAUGAGGAGAUCGUGA